AAACCCUAAUAAAUAAAUAAAUAAAUAAAGGUCAUCAUUUUCUUUAACGUCCGAUAAUAUUCCAAUCCGAUCUCUUUCCCUAUCUCAUUCUCUCUUUAUCACUCUCAGGAAAAAAAAAGAAGGAAAAAGUUUCCACCGCCACCGCAGUCACCGCUGCCAUGGCUAGCCGAGGAGGAAGCAGAGACCGAGUUCGAAGAGAUUUUGUAUCUUCUACAUCAAAUUAUUCUCGAUUCGAAGACAGUAACAGUAGCAGUAACAAACGAAGCAGUAGUAAUCCACCAUCAAGGCAUCUAUGGGUCGGAAAUUUAUCUCACAGUAUAAUGGAAAACGACUUGACAGAUCAUUUUGUAAGGUUCGGUGAGCUUGAUAGUGUUGCUUUCCAGCCUGGGCGUAGCUACGCCUUUAUUAAUUUUAAAAAUGAUGACGAGGCUAUUGCCGCAUUGAAGGCACUUCAGGGUUUUCCUCUCGCCGGCAAUCCUCUUAGGAUUGAGUUUGCUAAGGCGGAUAAAUCAUCAGUGCCAUCACGUGAUGAAGAUUACUUGCAACGGCGAGAUGAACAACGCUCUGCAAUGAAAGGAUCCCCUUUCUCACAGAGAGACUCUAGAUUGCGCGCUGCUAGUCCUGAACCUUUUUAUGCUGACAAAUCCAAGGUAAGCGAUAAAAGUGCAGAACCCAGUGAGGUAUUAUGGAUAGGUUUUCCAGCCUUACUGAAAGUAGAUGAAAUGAUCUUAAGAAAGGCUUUUUCGCCAUUUGGUGACAUUGAAAAGAUCACUGUAUUUCCGGGUCGUAGUUAUGCUUUUGUUCGGUUUAGGAAUGUAAUGUCAGCAUGCAGGGCAAAAGAAACCCUUCAGGGAAAAUUGUUUGGGAAUCCUCGUGUACACAUUUGUUUUGCCAGGAAUGAAGGUGGCUCAUCAGGUAGUGGAAGGACCCCCCUCUCUCCACAUUUCAAGUCCAAUGGUCACCCUGGAGCCUCUGAGAACUUCCGACAGGAUAGGACUUUUGGAAACUUAACUUCGGAUUCCAGAUCUCCUUCUCUUAUAUCUAAUUUGGAUGCGGAUUCUGAUGUGUAUGGCUCUAAAAGAAAGAGCAUGCUGCAUCCUAGUGGAAGCAAUACAUUUGAUGAUUGGAGGUUUGGGGAAGAACUACGACCACCACCAGAUGUGUAUGAAUGCCAUGGCAGUCCAAGAGAAAGGGGCUCUCACUUUGAUGAAUUUUCCCUAAAACUUCCUCAGAAGGCUUCAUUAUAUGAAGAACCGUGGGACUUGCCGGAAGAGUCCUAUCUCUUCCAUGGAGCCAAGAAACUGAAGACUGGCUCCUUUCUUCCUGACAAAGAGCUUCCGGAGUAUCCUUUCUCAGACCUAGAACAGGAAAAACAUGCUUUUCCAAGAGCCUUUUCUGAAUUUCCCCAACCUGAGGUCUUUGACAAAAACUAUGGAUAUAAACCAAACUCUGAUCGCCCUACUCUUCCUCAUGGAGAAAGGACUGACCACUGGAAAGCAUCUUAUGACAACUUCCAGCCUGUCUCUGCUACUGUGCUUUCAAAUCCUGGUGUGAGGAAAAGAUUCAGUCCUGAGCCAGAACCAUCCUCGUUAAGGUUGUGGAAAUGGGAAGGAACUAUCGCAAAGGGUGGAACUCCUGUCUGUCAUGCUCGUGGCUUUCCUGUAGGAAAAGCCCUGGACAUCAUGUUGCCCGAAUUUCUCGACUGCACUGCAAGAACUGGUCUGGACAUGCUUGCAAAGCACUACUAUCAAGCAGCUUCUGCAUGGGUUGUUUUCUUUGCCCCUGCUAGCGAUGCUGACAUUGGGUAUUACAAUGAAUUCAUGCAUUAUCUCGGUGAGAAGCAGCGUGCUGCAGUGGCUAAAUUGGAUGAUAAGACCACCUUGUUUCUUGUACCCCCAUCUGAUUUCUCAGAGAAAGUAUUGAGAGUACCUGGGAAACUCUGUAUUUCUGGUGUGGUUCUGAGGUUGGAGCUUCCUGGUCCGAAUCUUGGUCCCAUUCACCAUCCAAAUGAAAGGAGGGAUACAAAUUUAUUGUCCUUCCAUGGAGAUGCACCACCCACACCUUCAGGUCAUUUUCCUUCAAUGCAGUCUCUUACAGAAUUGGGCAGAUCUGUAGGCGAUCCAUCUCUUUUGAGGGAUGUAGCUACAUCAGGUACCCCUGCAGCAUUUUCAGGUUCAUCCCAUGCAGUUGGAAGGAUAUCCGAUUCUUACAAUGAGAGCAGGCAUGAUUAUCCAAUUCAACAGCGGAACCCCAUGCAUGGACCCAAUUGGUCUCCUCACCACCCACAGAUUUCUGGUAAUAGAAAUACACCAUCACAAGGAUACAAUACUGCAAUUGAUCCUGUUUCACAGGAGCAUCAUUCGGCCAUACCAAGGGCAGUCCAAGAAGAUGCCUUAGCUCAUUAUACAAGUGGCAUGUCAAGUAACACAUUAUCUGGAAACAGGCAAUCGUCUCUUCAGGAAAACAAACCUUCAAUUCCUUCAUCUUUGCCUAUAGCUGGCCUGCAACCACAACAACUUGCACAGUUAGCAUCAUCUCUUCUCGGGCAGCAGAGACAACCAGGGAGCAAUCCAAAUGUAUCUAUGGGGGAAGAUAUUCGGCAAACAAACACAAUGAAUCCGCCAGAGAACCAGGUUAGAACAGCACAGGCACAUGGUUUUCAGAAUAGUCGCAUGGUUUCUGAUAUUUCAACAUCUCAGUUUGGUCAACCACUAAAAUUCCAGCAACAGCAGCACCAAGCUUCUAAUGUGCCUAAACCAGUGCCAACCGCAGUCCAAAGAGAGGUUCAGUCAGUGAGUUCUCAGAUGCAAAAUACCAGUGCACAAGAAGAAGCGGACGGAGAUCCACAAAAACGCCUGCAAGCAACACUACAGCUAGCAGCAGCUCUUCUUCAGCAGAUUCAACAAGGAAAAGGAACUUAACUCGUUUCAUUCAUUGCCAUGUGGGUGGAGUGAGCAGCUUCCUGAAGAGAAUGGCUCAGAAUACCCAGCAAGUAGUUCUAUGAAUUAAACGAGCACUGUUACACUUCAUCAGUGGGGAUUCCCUGAGCAGCAGGUGCUGUACUGACUUAUUUGCUGCAUCUUAUGCAGAGAUGUGGUUCUUGUGUAGUAUUUUCCUUUGACUUCAUUUAAGGAAUGAGAUCUAUCUAGUCUUUUAUCAGGAGUCCUGGAAAAUUGAAGCUACUAUGCUCCUUGUGCACUGUGCCUCCUCGCACCGUGAGCUUUCACUCUCUGUUUUAGUUUCACCCUAAAGUUCGUUAGAUUUCAUAAUUAGAAUUUUGUCAAAUAGAACUACAGUUGUCCUAAGUUUCAAAGUGCACAUUAAAAUAAUCCUCAGGGUCCUGUGGAUGGAUUCAAUUUUGGGCUUUAAGAAUCUAUAAUAUUAUAUAUUAUAGAGUUGACAA
Ricinus communis (castor bean) is the source of this 3403-nucleotide messenger RNA. Its product is annotated as flowering time control protein FPA. The transcript is spliced from 4 exons. The record is from RefSeq and is a predicted model, not a curated record. Gene Ontology annotation, molecular function: RNA binding. Lineage: Eukaryota; Viridiplantae; Streptophyta; Magnoliopsida; Malpighiales; Euphorbiaceae. The coding region runs from base 159 to 2921 and encodes 920 amino acids.